Messenger RNA from Symsagittifera roscoffensis, 16832 nucleotides. RefSeq names its product E3 ubiquitin-protein ligase HERC2-like. The transcript is spliced from 42 exons. Gene Ontology annotation, molecular function: ubiquitin-protein transferase activity; metal ion binding. Lineage: Eukaryota; Metazoa; Xenacoelomorpha; Acoela; Convolutidae. The record is from RefSeq and is a predicted model, not a curated record. Gene Ontology annotation, biological process: protein ubiquitination. The coding region runs from base 9 to 16547 and encodes 5512 amino acids.
CAAAUGUAAUGCAACGGAUUUGUUUGAAGAAAGGUCACGGGCUUUCUUUUCUUAUUCAGGAUAUGCUAAACACAGGAAAAGCAACAGAAGACAACCGAUUGCAGGAAGAUAAUUUAUCAGACAGAGAAUGCUCUUGCGAAAAAUGUGAAGAACUGUGUGAACUUUUCGACAUAUUCGCCAGUCCAAGCACUGAUGUGAGCACUAGCGAUAAAGCGAUUGCUUUAAAUCUUUCUGGGCUGUGUCGAACAUCAGGUGUUUCCCCGGAAAGUAUUCAAAGUUGCGCAAAAGAUAUAAGGCUGAACCAAAGUCAAGCUUUGUCCUCGGCUCACCAUACACUUCUUUCAAAACGUCUACGAAAACUCACAAGCCAUGUGGCUGCUUACUAUUCGACAUUGCGAAGCAAGGAGUCAAAUAGCAGCUGUAUCAGAAGUAUACCUGCCGCAAGCUGCAGAAGAAGGUCUCAGAUCUCUCAAGAACUGGGAAAACAGAGGAAAAUCGGCAAUGCGUCCGCGGCAAACGUCAAUACAGAGUCGAGUUUGGAGGCGCAUAAUCCAUUUAAUGUCGCCCUUGGUAAAAGCGCAUUGAGUUUUGCCUUCAAUUUUCUCAAAAGGUGCUGGAGGUCCAACCAUGUCGAAGAUCAUCACAUGUGUGGUAGUCUGCUCCAUGACUGUCUGGAAGCAUUCGAGAGUAUCCCGGUGGCUUCUUUGUUUGGUCGGCACAAGGUUCAAGAACCAGUGAAUGGACCGCUUAUUGAGAUUGCCCAUCGCUCAAUUCAGUUUCUCGAAUCUUGUCUACAAGGGAAAAGUGAUGCUGUGAAUGGAACUGCAAGUGGGUGUGGGAGUGGACUGAAGGUUCCUCUCAGUGACAGAUGCCUGUGUGUUGCUGUGAGGAUGGAACUUGGUCUGCAGUUGGGAUCACUAGCAGACACUCUGAGAGUGAUUAAGUUCUUACUGCAACUGUGGAGUCAACGAGAGGAGAGAGAAGAGAGGUCAAAUGAGAACAUCAUUAGAAGUCAAGUGCAUACACAGCACACUAGUCCAGUUGGGAGUGCAACUGGCGAGGGAGAUCAAUGCCAGGGAUCGGAAAGUGCUCAAAGAGAAAGUCUGAACGAGCACACGACGACCAGAAGUCUUAAAGCUGCGCCACUUGCAAAACAGCUCAAGAGGUUCUCGAAUUCUCUCAGCCUACAGAAUCCGAAGUCACAUGGCAGUUUGGACCAGUCAGAGGAGUUUAUUUAUGGAGUUGAAGAUAUGACUGUGAGCGAAAUGUUCCUUUGCAAUUUCUCUCUGCCUGUCAAUGAAAACAGUAAUGACCUAUCCAGCAGAAACCAGCUAGUUCCAUUAAAUGAAGCCGCUUCAUACAUAGCGUGUCAUCUGGAUAUAUCUGCCAAUUAUUCACUGCCAAAAAACGCAACAACUGCAUCUGGUCAUCACAAUCCCGCAAAUGAUCUAAGUUUCGAUUACGAAGUGUUGAGCAGUGGCUCCUGCGAGGAAACUUCAGACGUAAGGGACUUCCUGCAAAGUGGCGAGAGAGUGUCUAGAUGCUGUGAGACUAAAAGUUACUCAUUCUUCCUCAUGCAAGACGGAUCUCUCUUCUGGCGUCGGAGGAACUCGCCAUUCGCUCUUACAAAACAGCAGACAAGCAACUUACCCACACUGUUGGAGGGUGGAUGUUGGAGUGAGUGUGAGGGGAGUGCAAAAGUGAGGACGGUGGGGGCGAAUGCGAUGAGUGAAGUGGAGGUCAUUGUGGUGCAAGAUGACGUCACUGGCACUCUCUACAUUGCCUAUCUGGCAUCUCCCUUAAGUGAGGCAAAUGAAAUGCGCGGAAAUAGAGUUGUGCAACAGCAGCAGCAUUGCAUCGAGGCAAGUUUUGUGUUGUACAGUGAAAGAGAGCAGGAAACACCACAAGGCCACGGCGCAGUGCAGAGCUUCUCUGUUGGGUGUGGUAAAGUGGUCGCAUGCACAGACAGAGGCGAGGUGUUACAGUGGGAUUUGUUUUCUGGAAGAGUUGAUUGGGGUCCUGGCAGACUGCAGAGACCCCCUCUGGAGCACAUCAGCUUAGGUUUGAAGACAGGAGAGGGAGUAGUGGGUGUGUCUGUGUGGGAUCACGCCUUGAUACAUCUCUCCAGUGGAACUGUGGUGUCAAUUUUUGAACAGGACAACGACUUUAUCCAAAAGAGAUUCAUCCAAUCUGACCACGAAGUUAAAUCAGUCCACGCAGGUCCCGGAGUUUCUUUUUUCAUCUCGAAGGCAGGAAAACUGUUUUCGUGGAGCGAGCAGAAUUCAGUGCUGAGUCUGCAGGGGUCGUCUAAUUCCCAGCCUAAACCAGUUGAAUGUCUGGCUCAUGUAAAUGUUGAAUCGAUCCAUAUUUCUCCGAACAGCUGUGCGGUUGUGACAGAGGACCAUGAAUGCUUACUGUGGGGUAGUAUUUCGUCGUAUUCCGGUAGACAAGUAGGAAACAAAUCACACUCUGCGAAACCUACCAACGUUAGGAGCAUCAUGACGAGCAAAGGCGACGAAAGAGGAACUCUUUCGGGAGUUCAUCUGUUUCUAGACCAGCUGAUAGUAGAAUUUGUGACAGAAAGUGAAGCACUGAGUUUAAGAGAACCUUUUGUGAUUCAAGUAGAUGCGGAGACUAUAGAACUGAUUGAGUGUGUUCUGAGGAGUUUGUACCAUAGUACCAGCGGAAGCAAUGAAGACUUGGUUCCGAAUGAGACAGAGGAAACUGUGACGGUAGCUCUGAUCAAUGUGCUCUCCUUGCAACUUUCCGUAACUUUGAGAAGCAAAAAAGAAAGUCAAGUUAAGACAUCGGACUUCUGCAAGCAGGUAGAGAAAGUUAAAGACAUGAUAUGCCAUUUUUCUUGGUCGCCAGACGUGAUUGAAAGUAUUCAAGAAGCUGCUCAAAAAUGCUUGCAAGAAUGUUGGCCGCUUCUUCUGCCUUCGUCACACGAGAGAAGCGAACUUUUGCUGCAAAUGCUGUUAGGACACAAAAAAGAUAUCAGUAACGCAGAGUUCUUAGUAGAUCUGCUGAUGGGAAGUCUGCUUGCAAAUGGAGAACUGGAAUCGGAUGUGAGACAGACAGUGACGUCAUUGCAUGAGAUGUUGAGGAAGAGAACUGUAACAGAGACGAAAACCACAGGUGUCGACAUAAUUCUUGAAACUGAGCUGGAAUCAGAACUAGAUGAGUUGUAUGACAGGAGUGGGAGCGGGCUAAAGUGGUCCGAGAAGAUAGUGAAAGAGACAUUGGUGCUGUUGGAUCCUCACAUCGUCCGUCUGAUGAGUCUCCUUGUAGACAUGAGAAACGGAGUGGCUUGUGACAAAAGUCUCCAAUUACUGAGCAGUUUUGUUCGUCUUUUGUUUCACAUGCUGCUGGAGCACAGCUUUUCUGUAGAGCGAAAAACAAAAAUGCACAGUGAAAAUUUAAAAAUGAUAUGCUGGUCACUGAUUAUGCACUUGGCAAAUGAACUAAUUGCAAGUAGUUAUAAUACUCUGAAAGCUUGCUUUGAGAAAUGCAAGAGCGAUGAAGAUGCAAUUGAAGGCAACUUGGCGAAAGAUUUGCAAAAAGAGCCGAACCUGAUUUUACUGCGAGAAGUUCUUCUGACUAUCACGACAGUCCUGCGUCCUAGUGGAAUGACCCUUUCGAAUGAGUUCAUGUCAUUUGUUCAAGGCUUAGCUGAAGUGUUGGCUAAAUUGAACCAUAAGCUCUCAUCUAGUCAUGGAUCUAAUUGCAGCGGCUUGGAGUACAGUGAAUUGUCUGAGUGCUUGGACAUAUUCGAUGGUCAGAAAGAUGCUCUCUCUCUUUUGCCGCUGAGUGAGCUUCCAAGAAUAGCAGACAGCGAUCUACACAACCAUAAUGUAAUGGCUGGUGAAAAUAAUAAGUGGGUAGUGAUUGGAAAGAUUGUCUAUGAAACGAGAUGGCUCUCGGAGAGCGAGCGGGAUCUUUUUAGAGACUUCAUGGAAUCACAAACACAAUCUGAAUCUGCUCAGAGUCACAGUGAAAAAGAAGUGCCCGAGAAAGUUCUGAAGAUGCUACAACCUCAUAUUCGAGGAAAGCUGACUGACAAAGCGAGGAGUCAGUUUUCGCAUGUUAAAUCAGAUCAAUUGUCUCCAUUUAUCGACCUUGAGCAGUUGACUAACUUCUUAAUAGGAUACUCAAGUACCUUGAACAACUCUCACCCAUCAGUUAACGAUGAUACCAAAUCGGAGAACGCGGAGUGGGCGUUACGACUGGCUCACUUCGGACUCAGAUGGAGAAAGCAAGAGCUAGCAAGUAGCCUUAAGGGACUGAAAAAGAGACAACCAGAUGUUGUAUCGGUGCUAGGUUUCGCCCAAAACGUAUGCGAAAAAGUUGAGCAAAAUGUAGACAGAUUUGUUGAAAUUAUGCUAAGAAGUGACCGAAUGAAAGACCAGAAGCAUGCUGAUGAAUGUGAGACAAGAGUCUCGUUGUUCCUCGACAGGUUCUGGGAGGACUGCAAAAGACAGAUGAACUGUAUCAAGUUGGAAUCGGGACAUGCUCUUGAGGAGCUGUCAUUGAUUCUUCUGACACUGAUAUUGAAACAUGAAGGACUCUUGCCAGGUGUGCUGAGAGAAGAAAAACCUCUGUCAAACUUCAGACUGAAAGAAAUUGCGAAAAAAUUGACUGCAUUCCGAGUAGCCGUGAUCAAAUUGCACCAGGAGAACCCCCAAGUAUCUUAUAAGGAACUAUGUGCUCCAUUUUUUACUAGAUGUCUUUUUCUCUUGCGUACAAUACGACCUGCAUUUCUGGUCAAAGUACAAAAAGAUGUCGUAGCUAACAACUCAGUUUCAAAUAUAAGUAACAAAUGGCUGGUCGCGUUGCGGAAAAUCAAUGGUCAGAGGAGCUCUUCAGUUUUUGCAACUAAGCCAAAAUUUCCGGCUAUGAAUUGCCUUCAAGGAAGUGCAGAAGUUUCUGCAGACAUAAGCAAACUGAUUCUGACCUUUGUCAAUGAGGGUCCUGCAAUUAGUGACCUGAGGACGCUGGAAGUGCAAAUGGACUUAUUGUGGGAAGAACAUAAUGAUGAACACAGACGGUUGGAUUCACUUGUCAGCUACGUUGAGGACAAUAUCUGUGCUCUGACGAAAGAUUAUCCCUUUUUGUCGAGGGAAACCGCCUUGUACCUUGGCCUAGCUUGCGGCUUAAAGGGAACAGCUAUUUGUUCGCGCGAUAUGGAAAAAACAGCACUCGGAGUGCGAGAGGAGAUAAUUAUGUCGGCUCUGCAUUCUGUUACAGGUGAUGUGGUACUCAACAGAGUGAGUGAUGUGCUUCUGAGACAGCUAAACUGUACUGUUGGACAGUUUGAGAGAGAAUUGAAACAGAGACAGCUAAUCAGUCCCAGCAUCACUAGCAUGCAAGGAGUGACCUCGCAACAGCAGAUUUACGCUCUAGUUGCUAACAAAUACGCCAGGCCCAUCAGCCAGCUACUGCAUGUGAUCUGCAGCCUCCCGCUCAGUGGGUGGUCCGGGAAACAUCCCGGAGAACCUCAACUCAAUUCGAUUGGAUCCAAUCUUAGUCUCGUAGACUGUGGUGCUGUGAGUUCUCUCAUACGCCUUAAACAUCUUUUUGGGCCCCUGUGUCCGUCAGAAGCCCUUGAUAGCGGCUGUGAACUGGGGGCAGAUAAAGCAGCAGCAGUUAUGGACUCGAACUGUGUUUAUUUCGAAGAAGACAACGAAGAGCAAACAAAGAGCGAAAGUGGCCACAGCAGUGCAAGAAGGAGAAAGACAACAAUAGCUGCUUACGAGAAAGAUCAAAAGGAAAUGCCAACUGGCAAAGACAUGCUCAAGUACAUGAAACCAGGCACUCGAGUUGUGCGAGGUCCAGACUGGAAGUGGGAGGAACAGGAUCAGCCGUUCGGGGAAGGAACUGUGGUAGAGGGAGUGAGUUCAAACGGAUGGCUCAAAGUCAGAUGGGGACCACCUCCAGCAGCUUCGCGAUCUUCAGGACCAACAUCAGCUCAAUCGUUUUCAUUCCCAGACGAUGCAAUGACGACGCAGCAACUAAUGGAGCCAGUGAUGCUGUUGGAAAGGGUAGGAGGAGGUUCUGGAAAUGGAACUGCACUCCUGGCCGCGGAAAAGAAAGUGAACUCAUACAGGAUGGGAAAAGACAAUAUGUAUGACUUGAUGAUCUCGCCAUCAUACUGGCGUAACUUAUGCGGACUGAACGCCUCUGAUAGGACAGGAGCUUCAAAAGCUGAAGUAUCCUCUAAGUUGAAAGCGAAUGAAUUUGACUCGAAAUGUGUUGGCAGGAAUCCAGCGGAGAAGAUAGUGUCCGCUUUUGAGACUUGUAUAGCGGCCUGGACAUUGGACUUAUGUGCAUCUAGAGCACCAUCAAAAUCUGGCGCCAUCAGCGAGUGUUGUUCGAGGAAUAUAGUAAAUUUGCUCAUUUAUGCUCUGCGACAAAUUGUCUGCGAGAAAGAUGAUGUCGCGAAUUCAACUGAAAAAGUGAACGACAAAACAAAUCAUGAAAUGAACCGAACCGACCCUUUGAAUUUGCUACACAUUCUGUUCUCAUUCAACACGCGCAUUAGCAGAAAAUUCGGAGGCAGAGUCAUCCCUGUUCUGCUCCAACUUAUUUCCACUGAUGCAGAAAAAUUCUCAACGGGGUAUAAAAUACGUGCAAUCAAAACGUUGAAAACUAUUUGCAUAGAUAACCAUACCUCUGAGAACGCUUCUUGUGACUCAAAAUUGAUCGACGAAAUUGUAUCAAUGAUCAAAUCAUAUGUCGGAAAAGUAUCUGAGCAGCAAGCCGAAAUGGGAGCUAAAGUUUCCUCGACCGACUCGAAAAUCAAACCCAGUGAUUCGGCAACUCCUGCAAGUGCCGUGUGUGAUCAGCUCAUAGAACUCCUGAUCUCGAUUCAGAAUUGCAACGAAACAAGCAGGCAAGUCAUCAAUGAGCUCGUUCUGAACAGUCUUCAGAAAAUACUAGCCUUCUUUUCACUCCCUCAGGAAAGCGAAGGAAACUUGGACGAAGAGGGAAGUCUGAGAAGGAGUUCCACUGUGAGUUUUAGAUCCAGUUUUGACGAUCCGGCAGAAGAGUCGCAGUUCCUCGAAAUGGUAGCAUUUCUGUCCCUCAUUCUGGGCCAAAGUGACCCUAGACCUCAACUGGGUUCCCAAGUUACUGAUGCUGAAUUGGGUCAAUGUGAGGUGACUGCCGUUACGCAAUCGGGAUACCUGAUCAGCCGUUCCAGCGAUGGCGUUAUGAGCACGUGUAAAAGUGGAGAUAUUCAGAAGACACCUCCUCUAUUUAAUCUGCCCAGUCUCUGUUCAUCUCAAAAUGCGCUGUUGCUCUUGAACAACCUGUUUGCGCUCUCUGUUUUCCAAGGACGCAAUGUGUCCGAAGCGCCUAACAAUGACGGAAAAGUAAACAGAUAUGAUGUCCUAGCCACGCAAGUGGAAUCGAUGCUAAUCAAUAUGUUGCGCCUUGUUUCAAAAGACAAAGAAGUACUGAAGUCUAUUCUACUUUUAAAUGGUGGUGAAAGCUCAGGCGAGACAACUUGUGGGAUUGAUUUUAAGCGAAUGUUGCAAACAGCAACCAAACCAUCUCCGUUAAAGCAAAUUUUCGACAUCGAUCAAGUGCAAAAUGCCAUCGGACUGACUACCCAUUUUCUGUUGAAUCCAGUUGAGAUUCCUCUCAAAUCAGAAAGGGAACCGUAUGGGUCAUCUGAAGCUGACUCAGCUGGGCCGUCAGAUCCGCAUCUAGACGCGAUGGAGGAGUUCCUCCAAGAGUUAGAGACCGAAACCCCCUCAUCUGGAAUAGGAACUAUGGCACCUUCCACUUCAAACCUGAGAGAUAGCAGAUCAUCUCAUCCCUGGUUGCCCUCUAUGUCUAGCGAGGGUUUCGGAGUGGAACAGCUGAUGCCGAGAGCUAAAUUGAGUAACAGGAGAGUUGAGACUGCAGUAUCGCCACCAUCUCCAGUACAUGAAAUAGAAACGCUAGUCGCACAGGGAAUAGAAAUGGGAUUCGAACGAUCGCACGUGGAAUUGGCUGUUCAUUCGCUGACUCAAGCAAGUAGUAUUGAGGGAUAUCGACCGCGUAUUGAAGCAGUGGUUAGUUGGCUGGUGGAAAAUCCUAGAGAGCCAGGAAAUCAGGCGAAUGACGAGGUAGAAGUGAGCUCAGAUGCUUCCACCAUGCAGAUUGGCGACGUCGAUAGAUUGAACUCUACUGAAGAGGAGAUAGACAGCUUGGUAGAGAGAAUGAGCGAGACACUGCAAAGGACUACCAAUUUGACAGAAAUAUUCACAGAACUGAGAGAGACCUUAAGGAACCAGUCGCUGGGUUCUACUGACGCAGUAGCUGGUACCGACUGGAAUAGCGAUGACGAUUCGUCUGUCAAUUCGUCUGACGAAGCAAGUGUAUCUUUAGAGGCAAAUGCAACAGAACAAGACCAAACAGCAAGCCUGGAAACAGAAAGAGAAACUGAGAGAUCUGUUUGUUCUCCUCUUGUGUGCACUCCAAACAGUGAAUCAAUAGCUUCAGCAGAUCCAAGUCAGAUAUCUCCUCCACAACAAGGAAGCUCACACGAGAACAGUGCUGGAUUCAAGACGAGACAGGACUUCGUGACUAAUGGAGACUACGCUAUUUAUGUUAGGGAGCAUAUACAAGUAGGCAUGCAGGUCAAAUGCUGUAAGACUUUCGAAGAAGUAUAUGAAGGCGAUGUUGGCACUGCUGUUAAACUGGACAGAGACGGACUUCAUGAGUUGAACGUAAAUGUGGACUGGAAACAAAAAGGUGGAAAUUAUUGGGUACGAUACAUACACGUUGAACUGCUGGGAUUUCCACCAUCAGAACAAGAACCACAGUCGGAAUCGAUUCAGUCAUUGGGAAGAGGUCUUCGAAAGGGGAAUGCUAGUGUCCCAUCUGUUUCCCCUAUGAGUGGUGGAGCGCAAGCAGCUUCCAUUGUUAUGGACUCCUGUGGUGAGAGGGCGGUUCAUUCCGAGAUAGUUUCCUCCGAAGUGGCUUUCAAGAUCGGCCAACUCGUGAGAGUAAAACCGACAGUGGACAGACCUAGAUAUAAAUGGGGUAAUGUAAAACGGGGCUCUGUAGGGGUUGUAGCAGGUAUCAAGAAGGGAGAUGUCAUUGUUGAUUUCCCCGAACAGCCCAGAUGGCAUGGUCUAAUGAAAGAAUUGGAACCUGUGUCUAAUGAUGAGAACGGUUUGAAUGGGAGUGAUAACGUCAGAAGCAGGCCUUCAAACUCAUGCUUGUGUUGUGCGUCUUCUGGAAGUAAUACGACAGCUGGAGGUGGAAACGAAACAGCUCUCAUUGAUGCCUUGAGGUUGCCAUGUUCACAAUGUCCUUGCCAUAAAGAUACUGGAAGUUCAAACAGCGAUGGAAGUACAAGUGUGGUGGACCCGCUGGGUUCUCUUCGCAAAUUCCUUGCUCCAACAGCUUCGAGUGCAUGUGCAGAAAAGGCUUCGAAAGAAACAGUUGGCUCUCAAAAUGACAGAAGAAAGACAACUAAUGGAGGUCUGAUUAGUGAUUGGAAGCAGUGCAUACGCUGCGUAAAGGUGAGCAGCAAACCAGACAUGGCCAUGAACAUGUUCUCAUCAGAUAGAAAACAGUUUUGGCAGAGUAGUGGUCAACAAGGAAACCAUUGGAUUCUACUGGAGAUGAAACCAGACAUUUUGCUGCAUAGGUUGAGCAUCGAGUGUGACUUUGAGGCAUCUUCCAGUUACAGACCAAAAGUUGUGGUGGUGAGUGUGGGUAACGAGUCUUCGAGUGCAGAAAGAAUGCAGGUUGCGAGACAGGUCAAUCUGAACGACAGUGACAGCAGAGAGGUUCUCCUGCUAGCCGAUGUAGCCAGCUAUUAUCGCUAUGUCCGAGUGGCCAUCACUGAAUGCGCGAGCAGUGGCAUGGACUGCAGAGUACACGGUCUGCGAUUCAUCGGCAGGAUCAGAAACAGUCGAGGUAGUGACAGAGAAGAUAACGGAGCAUGCUACCCUUUCUUGGCCGCGGACACUUCGAUCACUGAAGAUGAUGACGAGGAUCAUUGUCCUAGCAGUGCGUCGGAGGACCCGACUGCCGAUGUUAUUGGUGACUCGGUCGACAAAUUCAAGUGCACUGUGUAUACAUGGGGCUUAAACGACAAGGGGCAAUUGGGAAUGCCGGGCGAACUGAAAGUGAAGUACCCAGCAUUUAACCCGUCGUUGAGCAGGCUGGACGUCAUGCAAAUAGUGGGAGGAUCAAAGAGUCUUUUUGUUGUAACUCGUGAUGGAAAACUGUAUGCAAGUGGAGACUCUUCUAAUGGAAGACUUGGGUUGGGAGACAUCCUCGAAGGUCAAUUGGUGACCUCCCCGACUCUUGUGAGCUCAGUCACUAAUCACGUGAUUAAAAAGGUUGCAGUGAGCUGUGGAGGUAAACACAGUCUAGCUUUGACAAGCGAGGGCAACGUGUUUUCAUGGGGAGACAAUACAGAUGGCAAAUUGGGCCAUAAUAAUCGAGUGAGUUGCUACACCCCCAAAUUAAUCGAGGCGUUCUGGGGCGAGAGGAUCAAGGAUAUAUGUUGUGGCAGUGGACACAGUGCGGCCAUCAAUGUGCAGGGAGCCCUGUACACCUGGGGUCUGGGUGAAUACGGGAGAUUGGGACAUGGAGCAACCACUCAGUCAAUUCUGAAGCCAAAGAAAGUACAGUUCCUACAACAUUGCAGAGUCGCACAGGUUGCGUGUGGCAGUAGAGACGCGCAGAUGAUGGCCUUGACUGAAGACGGAAGAGUUUUCACGUGGGGUGACGGAGACUACGGCAAACUAGGACACGGAGACUCGACUGCUUACUCCACCCCACAAUUACUUGUCAAUUCGCCCCUGGUUAACACGACGAACCAGCGGAUAGUGCAGAUAGCUUGUGGGGCUCAGUUCUCACUCGCGCUAGAUGACAAGGGAUUUGUGUGGACUUGGGGUAAGGGAGACUACCACAGACUGGGUCAUGGGGAGGACACACACGAGAGGAGUCCCCGCAAAGUGGCCUCUCUGGGGAGCAACACGAGUGGAGGCAGAGUGGUGAAAGUGGCAGUGGGUGCCUUGCACUGUCUGGCCUUAACCCAAUCUGGCCAGCUGUUCGCCUGGGGAGACAACGACCAUUACCAACAGGGAAACUCAACUCACUCCUCAAAUGCACUGCCUACUAAGGUGUUCGGCAUGACAGACGACGUGAGAGUGACUGACAUAGCAUGUGGAUCCUCGCACAGUAUCGCCUGGGCCCUGGACAACAGACCUGCAUUCCCCGCACUCCUCCAACCAGUCCCAUUCCCACUGGAAAAAGACCCACUAGGAGUAUCUGCUCUAGGAAGUAGUUUGUGGGCCCUUGGACUAGAGGAAGAAACCGCACGACAAAAUGGAACCUCUUCUGGAACUCCCACUAUCCCAGCCUACUCUUCAUCUUCUUCUGUGACGUCAUUUGUGAAGAGAGGAGUGAUGCAACCACCUAGCCUUUCAAAGAUACUUCUAUCUAUACGAUCUGAUCAGGACAGAAUGCGAGCCGUAAGACAAGUCAUGCAAGCUCUAAAGAUUCUCUUUUGCAGGGAGGCUGUACUCAGUGCACUUCAGACCUCUAACAGUCCAGAGCAUCACCAUGAGAUCUCGGUAUCAAAUACUAAUGAGAAUAAUGGAAGUAAAUCUGUGGAAGUUGAUGUAGUAGAAGAUGCGGUAAUUGAGGUGGAACCCACAGAUCAGGCUGGAGUGAAAGAGGAAGAAAAGAAAUUGAAAAUGUUGGAAACGAUCGCAGAUAUGCAACCAGAAACUAUAACGAGUGUGGAUCAACUUGGAGUGUCGUCACCGACUUCGGCAUCAGUGGGGCUUCUAACAUCCAAUUCGAGUAGAGUGCGUCUCAUGUCAUCUAUGUCAGGAACUAAUGACUUUAUGAUGGACAACUUUGCACAACUGGUGUCCAGGGAAAGUCAGGGUCUGAUGAAUUUAUUGCGCAUGGCGAUUCCCUCGCCCGCUUGUUGUUCCUCAAGAGGCAUUCUGACCCGUUUCUUAUCCAUGCUGGCAAAGAAAAACAUGACUGUGGCGGACUCAGUUGUAGACGUCUGUGUAUCUAUACUUGAUGAAAUAGUCGCCAAUUCGCCUGAGAUAUCGAGUGAUGUUCGUAACAGUGGCAGUGUCUUAAUGCAACCGGUGCUCCAAGAGUCUGACCAUCCGUACCGCUCAAAUAGCCAGGCCGUGGGUGCUGUUACUAUUCCAGGAGCCAGAUUUCUCCGAAUUCAGUUUGACACCAAGUGUCGUACAGAACCGAACUUGGACGUGCUGACGUUGAUGGACGGCGAGAAUAACGUGAUUGAACAACUGUCUGGCAGGAACUACAAAGAUUGGAAUGAGGAGAUUUGUAUUAUCGGGGAUACUGUUAAGUGGAGAUUUUCAGCAUCUAGUACCAAUACCUCUCUGCACAAAAGCCAUGGUGCAUGUAAUAUUACGGAGGGUUCGACUUCAGACGAAAUCAGUAGAUGGGGGUGGUGUUUUAUGGUUUUUCCAUCCGGUGCCACCUGUGAAUCAGCAAAUGCAACUGGCGCUGAUGGAAAAAAUGGGGCUGGUGUGUUAAUGGGGAACCCAAAUGACCUUCUUUUGAGUGACAAGCAGGCGCUGAGGCAGCCUUGCUUCGAAGUUGUGCGUGAGAUGCUAGACCGGGGAUGUCUAAAUGUUCAACUGGUUGACUCGAAUCUCGUGGCGAAACUGGCCCUUGCUCUGGCUUCUUGUGCCCAAUUGUCAUGUCUAGGUUCCUCACAUCGUUUGUGGGCACUCAGGAAUCUCAGACGGCUCAUAAAUCAAAGCGAGGAGCUCAGAAGAGCAGUGCAACUAAUUGUACAUGGGGACAAAACAGAAACUGAUUCGGGGGUAAUGUUAACAUUGAAUAGCGAAGUUGGAGAAACCGAUGUUCUGAGCAACGUGGGUGCGGCUAUGAAUGUGUUGUCACAUGCCAAUUGUUCAUCCUUACAGGCCCUGGUUAAAGCACUUCCAAAUGCCUUGUUGCGACAAUAUGAAUACGAGGAUCCAAAGAUAAAAGACGGAAAACAUCUCAUGCACAGCGCCUAUUUUAAGGAGCUGUUGUCCUUGGCGGCUGAAAUAGAGUUAGACAACUCUGCCCUAUGUGUUCACAAAUGGGUGUGGCUGAAGAGGUUUGCCACCGCCCACAGGGCAGCACACACUCUCUGCGGUGAGAGGGACAAGAAUCCACCCUUUUCUUCCCAGUUCUUGGCAGACGUCAGAAGAAAGGUUGAGGAGUUGAACGUGUGGGACUCUGAAGAGGAAGAUGAUGACGAUGAAUCGGAAAGGAAGAAGCAUUUAGACUAUGAAGACAACUCAAACUUCUCGCUCAAGCACGACGAACUGCUAGUCCACUGGGCAAACAGACGACCAGAGGACUGGCGUUCACUCUCCUCUGGCGUACAGGGCGGAAUAGGCACUGUGUUCGGGUGGGGUCAUAACCACAGAGGUCAACUGGGAGGAGUGGAGGGGUCAAAGGUGAAGGAACCAACAGUGUGUGAGGCCGUUUCUGCACUCAGACCUGUUCAGAUUCAAGGCGGAGAACAGACUCUGUUUUGUGUCACAGGCGACGGAAAGGUGUACGUUAGUGGCUUCGGAGCCAACGGACGUCUGGGCCUGGGCCAGAGUGAGUCAGUAGGAGUGCCAACUUUACUGGACUCUAUCCAACACACCCACAUCACAAAGGUGGCAGUGAACUCUGGAGGUAGACACACCCUCGCUCUCUCGUCCGACGGGGAGUUGUUCUCAUGGGGGGAGCCAGAUGAUGGGAAGUUGGGACAUGGCAAUGCGAUUGCUGCAUGCGAUAAACCACGCAUCAUCGAAAAACUCAGAGGAGUGGUUGUUGUGGACAUUGCGUGCGGUGGUUCACACAGCGGUUGCAUAGAUGAGCACGGCCAACUCUACACCUGGGGCAAAGGAAGGUACGGCAGGCUGGGUCACGGAGACAGCGACGACCAAUACAGACCGAAACAGGUGGAAGCUUUGAAUGGCUUCAAAGUAGUUCAAGUGGCGUGUGGCAGUGGAGAUGCACAGACCAUCUGCAUCACAGAUGACGACUCAGUCUGGUCAUGGGGCGAUGGGGACUACGGCAAACUGGGCAGAGGCGGCUCAGAUGGGUGCAAGACUCCGCAGAAGAUAGACUCACUUAGUGGAGCUGGAAUCAUCAAGGUCGAAUGUGGCUCUCAGUUUUCGGUUGCACUCUCAAGCUACGGAUCAGUAUACACAUGGGGCAAAGGCGAUUACCACAGACUGGGCCAUGGAACAGACGAGCACGUGCGCAAACCAAAAAAAGUGGCCGCACUUGGAGGCAAGAAGAUCAUAGAUGUGGCCACUGGGUCUCUACAUUGUAUUGCAGUGAGCAGCUGUGGUCAAGUGUUCACGUGGGGAGACAAUGACGAAGGACAGCAGGGGGAUGGCACUACAAAUGCAGUCCAGAGACCCAGACCAGUCACGUUCCUACAAGGAAAGAACAUGAACAAGAUCUCAAGUGGAUCUGCACAUUCUCUGGCUUGGUCCACGGGUAAGACGAGCAAGGAGAGACAGGUGGAGAUGCCACAGGAGAUCCCACUGGAGUACAGUCUCCUGCAGAGUGUGCGCGGUGGCAUGGCUGCUCUCUGUGGCCGACUGAUUCUAUUGCACCAUCUCAGUGACCUCUUCUGUGGAUGUCUCCACAUGCUAGACCUCACUCCCCCAUCUCCCCUCGGAUCCCUCAGAGGGGUACUUCUGAGUUCGGGAAAAGAGAUGGCAUUUAAGAAGGUGGUCCAGAGUACAAUGGUCAGAGAUAAGCAUCAUGGGCCAGUGCUGGAACUGAACAGGAUGUUGCUGAAGAAUAAAAAGUUCUCAGAGUCCACAGCAGCAGAAUUGAACUUUUCCUCGUCAUCUGGAAGUCUCCAUGGAACUUCAGGGAGUGUGCUGGAUGUACUGGCCUCGAAAACUGUGUUCGCACAGGCAUCUCAAAGUGUAGUGCAUUAUGGCCAAGCGGACUCACUGUUUCUGCCGCAUAGAGCGUGGAAGGUGAAAUUUGUGGGCGAAAGUGUAGAUGACUGUGGGGGAGGGUACAGCGAAUCAAUUGCUGAGAUGUGCGAAGAACUCACGGAGGGAGAGAGACGUCUGUUCCUACCCCUGUUCAUAGACACACCCAAUGCUAGACAUCAAGCAUUGGGAAUGGGCAUUGAUGCCGGCUCCAGUCAGGACGACUGUCUGUUGCUUAACCCCUCACCUUUGCUCAAAAAGAGGACCCAGUACCUGCGUUUUCUGGGCAUCCUGAUGGGAAUUGCCAUCCGAACUGGAAGCCCUCUUUCUCUCUCUUUGGCUGAGCCCAUGUGGAAGCUACUUGCAGGCAUGCCGUUACAACUGGCAGACCUCACGGAGAUGGAUAAGAGCUUCCUGCCCAGUCUUAUGUACCUGCGGAAUCUAGCUGAGGCGGAAGAAAAAGAGAGUCACCAAGGUUGGUCAGGUGACUCAUCUGGAGUGAGUGAGUUGGAUAGCCUGGAGAUGGCCUUCACAGUGGACAGCUGCACUGGCCAAUCACACAGACUCCAGUCCCCAUCCAGUCAUGAUAGAGUGACGAAGGAUAAUCUGCCACAGUACAUAGCACAGGCCAUACACUACAGGUUGCAUGAGUUCGACGAAUGUGUGGGAGUCGUGAGAGAGGGAAUGGCUCGGGUCAUCCCAGUCUCCCUACUCUCCCUCUUCACCCCACAGGAAAUGGAGACACAAGUAUGUGGUCGCCCGGAGAUAUCAGUGUCACUGCUACGCUCAGUCGCAUCGUACAAAGGAGUGUCCGCAAAUGCGCCUUUGGUGAAGUGGUUCUGGGAAUUAAUGGAGGAAGAGUUUUCAGACAGGGAGAGAUCUCUAUUUCUGCGAUUUGUAUGGGGAAGGACUAGGCUCCCACGGACAAUUGCCGACUUCAGGGGCAGAGACUUCGUCAUACAGGUCUUGGACAAAUUCCAACCUGCGGACUACUAUCUGCCAGAGUCCUACACAUGUUUCUUCCUGCUGAAACUACCAGAAUACUCCUGCAAGCCAGUGUUGGCAGAGAAACUGAAGUACGCCAUCCACUUCUGCAAGUCCAUUGACUCGGACGAAUACGCAAGAAUAGCCAUGCCACCUGAACAGCACCACAAUGAGUCACCGCAGGUUCAAUCACAAGGGACAGGAGCUGUCAGGUCAACGACUCAGUGGAGGCAGCAGUGGCCAGAGAGAGCUACUCUGGUGUCAGUCGAAGGAGUCAGCACCAGAGGCCAAUACCAUUACUCAGCUAGCAGAAGAACAGACAACACUGCUAAUACACCUCCCUCUUCCUUUACGCCGCCUUCUCAUUCGUCUUCCAGUGCAACUGGAAUGUCUGCACGAGGAAUGAUAUCAUCCACAUCUCCAGGUGGAGGAGCAGUGUCUAUAUCCCUCGAGGAACAUCAACAGAUGAGUGAAGAAUUUGAAUUCCGCAGACCAGUGACUGGGGCUACAUUCGAGAGUCUGCUAAGAGGCAGGGUUCACCUGCCAGACCCGCCCUCGAAUCAUCGACAACAUCACCAGGCGCAACAAGAAGAGGAAGAGGAGUAGAAAUUUAGAAAGCAAAACUAAAUUAACUCUUGGUUCACCAGCUACUGAAACUCACAACUGAAUUCGAACCAAACCAGCUGUACUCAUUAUUCAAAAUUUCCAGGAAUUUAUCAUUCUUAUGAAAAGUGCAUUGGACAGAGUCACGCACCGCAAAGCGACAGGUUACUUUUCGGAACUGAAGAUAAUUUUUGAGAGCUAUACGCUGCGUAUGUCCAUUGCUUUCUAUUUUGUACAAUAGAUAUAGUUAAUAAAACAAAAAUUAUGAAUUUAGAUUUAUUAACGUCA